Molecule: messenger RNA, 1207 nt
Organism: Carica papaya (papaya)
Lineage: Eukaryota; Viridiplantae; Streptophyta; Magnoliopsida; Brassicales; Caricaceae
Product: Chaperone DnaJ-domain superfamily protein
Biological process (GO): protein refolding
Cellular component (GO): cytoplasm
Source: RefSeq, a predicted model, not a curated record
ACACUUGCUAAUAAGGGGUCUCUGAACAAACAGACGGAGAAAUGAGAAAGAAGAGUGCAUGAAUGAUAAUGCAGGCGAACCUGCUGGUGGGACCGAUUCCCAUCAACGGCUCUCAUUCCUUCUCCUCUUCUUCUCCCAUCAACGCUAAACCCUCAAUCUUUCCGGUUCAUUGGCAUCGUCUGCUUCACUACCGGAAGCGUAACCUCCGGUCGCGCCAUAAUCGCCGCCGUCAAGUGCCAGUAGCUGCUUCAUCUUCUUCAUCGUCACCGGCGACCAUCAACGGCGAGCAGAAUCAUUACGCCAUCCUAGGUGUCACUCGCAACGCCACUUCUGCCGAUAUCAAAAAAGCCUAUCGCCUUCUCGCUCGCAAGUUUCAUCCUGAUGUUAGCAAGGACUCUAGAGCUGGGGAGCUAUUCAAGCGCAUCCAUUGUGCCUAUGAAGUAUUGACUAAUGAAGUUACAAGGAUUCAGUAUGAUCGAGCCCUUAGAUACCAAGAAGAUGCUAGGUCAUAUAGAGCAAGGAGGAAUUACAAUGCUGAGUUUGAAGAUAGGGAGAGGAUUUAUAGAUGGGCUGAAAUGAGACAGAAAAUGCAGUAUGGCAGAUAUCAGGAACAUCAUAAUGUGAAGGAGGAAAACUCAUCAUUCUAUGAUGAAUCAGAUGAGGAGACUGAAGAAGAAAUCCUCAAUCAAGAGAGAGGCUCUUUCAUUGAAGUCCUUAAAUCUGCUUUUGUAUCUUUGUUUCUAUUACAAACAUUUGGAUGUCUAUUAUCACUCACAUAUAGCUGCUUGAUGGCUUUGUUUGACAAGAAGUUGGAUGCUGGAUACAAGAUUGGUUAUGUAAUUGCAUGGAUCUUGGGCGGAAGAGGUGGGAUUGUGCUCACUUUGUGCCUCUCCUUUGCAAGCUGGGUUUGUGGAAAAACCAGCAGCAGCCUAGUAGUUUUGGUAGUUGUUGCCAUGUGGGUAGGCUCCAAUCUUGCAAGAUAUGCUCCCCUACCACAAGGCGCCCUUCUUACCCUUGUGUAUAUGUCUAUUAAGCUACAAGUUGAUCUUAACUGAAACUGGCUGGUAUAUCCCUGUAAUGAAUUUUCCUUUUCCCCCAAAUUUGAUUGUACAGAUGUUCCUCCAUGAAAUAUAGAACCUGGUAUGCUUUGUUAUGAUUGUCUAUCCUGUAAGAGUGAAAUAUAUUGAUAUUUUGGUAUAUUUAUAAA